This is a messenger RNA of Venturia canescens, 4102 nucleotides long. It is a transcript of the gene Src64B, whose product is annotated as Tyrosine-protein kinase Src64B. Gene Ontology annotation, molecular function: non-membrane spanning protein tyrosine kinase activity; signaling receptor binding; ATP binding. Gene Ontology annotation, cellular component: extrinsic component of cytoplasmic side of plasma membrane. The record is from RefSeq and is a predicted model, not a curated record. The coding region runs from base 513 to 2132 and encodes 539 amino acids. Gene Ontology annotation, biological process: protein phosphorylation; cell differentiation; innate immune response. The transcript has 7 exons. NCBI's taxonomy places the organism in Eukaryota, Metazoa, Arthropoda, Insecta, Hymenoptera, Ichneumonidae.
GGCAAAAGCAGCCCCGCAAGUAGCGAGGUAAGAUACGGGAGGGUUUGUGUUCAUUUUUCUCGUAUCUUUUUCGCUAAUACACUCGCAUUCGAGGAAGAGUAAUCGUUUCUACAGUUGAUCCUUACGUAUCAUAUAAAUCAUACAUGUAAAAAUUGAAAUCGUGGAUUGCUCGUCGAGCAAAGUGAUAGGACGUUUGAGCGCUUCGCCCCUGGAGGGAUUACACGAAGAAACGACGAGCUCCACGGACAACGACGGAGAGCGAAAGAUAUUACCCGGGACCAAUGACGAGACGAUGAACGAGUUUUUAGCUCGUAAUUCAUAGUUCGAGAAUAAGAAGAAGGAGCCAAGGAAAAUCGCUGAGAAAAGGCAGCGGAGAUGGAACCUCGCCGUGUUUCCAUAUCGACGAGAAACAGAUAAGAAGGAUCUUGGUCGUUCGGUGGACAAUCUCGAGCCUCGAGCCCCGAAUUAUUUUCAUUCGUUAGAAAAUAAAACCAACCGAGCGAGUUUUCAAGAUGGGCAAGUGUUGCAGCAAACGACAAGAGCCUCAACCGAUCGUUUAUAAGAAAGCCGAGACGGGAUUAGUCUCGAAGCACAGCAAUGGCGGCUCGCUCGAUCGGUACACCGCUGAUCCAAACCAAAGAGGGGUACAAGCCAGAGCUGACAUUAUACGACCAAGACCAACCCCCUGUAAGCUACAGCAUCAACCACGUAAAACAAGCUCACCCGUCGUUGUGCCUGCAUCUCAUUCGCAAAGGGCGAACAAGGUUGUUGUUGCGCUUUACAAUUACACGGCUCGCGAGAGCACCGACGUUAGUUUCGUCAAGGGCGAUCGUAUGGAAGUUCUGGAUGACUCGGAGCACGAUUGGUGGAGAGUGUUGCAUCUCAGGACUCUUCAGGAAGGUUUGAUACCCUGGAAUUUUGUGGCCGUUGAACGUUCAGUCGAGAGCGAGGACUGGUUCUUCGAGAACGUAUCGAGAAAAGAGGCAGGAAAGCUUCUCUUGGUCGAUGAAAAUCCCCGUGGAACGUUCCUCGUAAGACCGAGCGAGCACAAUCCGCGCGGUUACAGCCUCUCGGUGAAAGAUUGGGAGGAAGGCCGGGGACAUCAUGUCAAACAUUAUAAAAUCAAACCUCUCGAUAACGGCGGCUUUUUCAUCGCUACCAAUCAAACUUUUCCUACAUUACCGGCACUCGUUAUGGCCUACAGCAAAAAUGCCCUGGGUCUGUGUCACGUAUUAUCGAAACCUUGUCCAAAACCUCAGCCGGACAUGUGGGAUUUGGGUCCCGAAUUGAGGGACAAAUGGGAGAUAAAUCGUAGCGAAAUUCAAUUGAUCCGAAAAUUGGGUCACGGUAAUUUCGGUGAGGUUUAUUAUGGCAAAUGGCGGAACAAGAUCGAGGUAGCGGUAAAAACGUUGCGUCCCGGUACGAUGUCGACGGAGGCGUUUUUGCAGGAGGCAGCGAUAAUGAAGCAAUUCAGGCACCGGCAUUUGGUCGCGUUAUACGCUGUUUGCUCGAAGGAGGAGCCAAUUUACAUAGUGCAGGAAUACAUGUGCAACGGUAGCUUAAUCGAUUUCUUACGUACCGGCGAUGGGAAAUACAUGCAAUUCGAGGAUUUGAUUUAUAUCGCUGCACAAGUAGCUUCCGGUAUGGAGCACUUGGAAUCGAAACAAUUGAUACAUCGGGAUUUAGCCGCGAGGAACGUUCUUAUAGGGGAGAAAAAUCGUGCUAAAAUCUGUGAUUUCGGUCUGGCAAGGGUCAUCGAAGAUGAUGAAUAUUGUCCUAAACAAGGCAGUCGAUUUCCGGUCAAAUGGACCGCGCCGGAAGCCAUUGUUUAUGGACGUUUCAGCAUCAAAUCUGAUGUCUGGUCUUAUGGUGUUUUACUCAUGGAACUUUUCACCUAUGGACAAGUCCCCUAUCCUGGUAUGCAUGGACGCGAAGUUAUCGAACAAGUCGAGAAAGGCUAUCGAAUGCCCAAACCUCCUACUCAACCCUUGCCCGACACUAUCUAUCGUCUCAUGCUUCAAUGCUGGGAUUCCAGUCCUGAAAAACGUCCCACUUUUGAAUUUCUCAAUCAUUAUUUCGAAUCGUUUAACGUUACCAGCGAAAUACCUUAUCUCGAACCUCCGACAGACUGAUACAGGGCCCAUCUGCAUGGCCAUCCGUUACCCCAUGGACAUUUUCAUCCUCCUCAUAUUAAUUGUGCCAUGGAGUUUUAUGGUAUUUAUUGCUGAGCUCCGACUCUAUUAUUUUUACACUUUUUCAAACGUUUACCGUUUCACUUCCUCCCUCCCUCCCUCCCUCCCUUCUUUUUGCCCAACCCUCACCGCCUUUUUCUUAACGAUUUUUUACCAUUCUUUCCGGAUGAAACUUUUUUGAAAUCUGAUUUUUUGUGCUUGGCACGGUUGCCAAAAAUUUGUUAUCAUUCAUUCCAACUCUUAUAGAAUUAUCUUUAAAUCAAGUUUUUAUUAUUAUUGUGCCAAACGCGUUUCUUCAACCCUUUCUUCUACCAUCGUACCAAAUGGAUUUUUUUCUUUUCAUUCAUACUUGCCAGUAGAAAGAUCGCAGAGAGUUCAUUCCGAACAACGAAACAGAGAAUCUCGAUGAUCGUUUAAAGAAUUCGUUGAAAAUACUUUGGCACAAUCAUUGUGGAAAACCAAUUUUCCGAACGUACAAAAACGAUAAGAAUUUUUUCAAAUUUUUCUCAACCGACCAAGCACCAAAAUUCUGAGCUCAAAAAUUUUUCAAUAUCGAAUACGUGUCAAAAAUCGCUAACGAAAAAUUAGACAUAAAAAUAAAACUGAGUCUCAAAAACACUGCCAGAACGAAGCUCGUUCCUUGAGGAACCGGGACAAAUUUUCGUGUGCCAUUAAAGGGAAAAAAAAAAGCGAAAAGAAUCGAUUACGAGAGUUUUUAUGUAAGUCGCAAGAUUAAAACUUUUUCACGUAAACUCUUAACGGAACGGUGUAUUUGCACAGAAUAAAUUUGAAAAAAAAAACGAGCGCUCGAAUUGGCUACCGAAAAAAAAAAUUUGGGAAGCGCUUGUUGGUAAUACAAACUCGUUGAAAAGAACGGAGAAGAAAAGACUUUUUAAAAACAACUUUGCUCGAGAAAAGCGAACGAAAUAGAAAAACGAAAAAAAUUCGGAUUCAAGUGAAUCUGUAGCACAAUAAUCAGACCUUUGGAGUUGCGAGAAAAGAAAGAGGAGAAACAAUCUAGACCGGGAGAGAGCGAGAAAAAAAUCGUUUGGUUGUUGUCGGAUGUUUACCGGACCAUUUUCAGCUCAUUUUCCUCUUCUUGCGCUAUUAAUGGAAAUUGCUCGGCAAAGAAGCGAAGAAAAAAAAGUUAUACGAAAUUUAUUAAAUACAAUAUAACGACGAAGAAGGAUUUCUUGGAAAAAUUGUCGUCCCGGAUUUUCGAGACGAGGAAUAAAAAAGAAAACUACAAAAAAAAUUAAUAAAAAAACUGAGAGUUACUAAUUAUACGAAGUGUGCUGACGUGCGUGCGUAUGUGUGAUUCGUGCGGGAAUCUGAAAUGAUUUUUGUGUGAGUGUUUUGAAAUUCGAUGAGCGAGUGCGAAUUAUAUACUGUAGCGAGUAUAUUAGCGUUUUAUAUAUGUACAUAUAUAUCUAUGUAUACGUGAGGUAUUUCACGCGGAAGUUUGUCGGAAAAUUUUCGCCACGUUCGAAUUGGUACGCCGUUUUUUGAAUCGUGAAAAGGUAAUUUUUCGAAAAUACGUUAAUGUCGAGAACAAUGGAGGUUGUUACAGUUGUUGUUGCGCUUUUCACAAGGAAAGACAGGAAACAUUAUCCGAUUAAUUUAAUUUGAAAAAAGUCAUCUGAAUCAUAAAAUGGCGAAAAUUUUUUUAAACUGAACCCUCGUCGAGAUACUUUCGCAUGUAUAUAAACGUAUAUAUAUAUAUACAUAUAUAUAGAUUCCUACAAUUUGAUGAAAAAUAAUGAUAGAGGAGGACGUACAAGACGAGAAUUUAAGAUUAAGACUCAAGUCAUCGAUGUGUUUUACUCGUACAAAAAAAAAAAGAAGAGAGGAACAAAGGUGGAAAAAAUUGUAAAUUUUAUACUAAAUAGUAAGAAAAAGAAAAGACAGCA